Molecule: messenger RNA, 1821 nt
Organism: Xiphias gladius (swordfish)
Lineage: Eukaryota; Metazoa; Chordata; Actinopteri; Istiophoriformes; Xiphiidae
Product: F-box only protein 6-like
Exons: 6
Coding region: 388-1236 (282 amino acids)
Biological process (GO): glycoprotein catabolic process; SCF-dependent proteasomal ubiquitin-dependent protein catabolic process
Cellular component (GO): cytoplasm; SCF ubiquitin ligase complex
Molecular function (GO): ubiquitin protein ligase activity; protein binding
Source: RefSeq, a predicted model, not a curated record
CGGGGUGUCCUGGGGUGGAUAACGAGCGACUGGAAAAGCCUGAUAAAGUACCUUCUGGGAGCAGCCGUGGCGAGGAGACUCCGCGUAGAGAUUUGGAAACAAAUUGUCUGUCAUUACAAUUAAAAUGGGAGGAAUUGGUGGUCGUGUGUUACACGUUGAGUCACAGGCGACGCCGAUGUCGUAGCUGCUUUUACCUCAGUAUCAAUACGUCGAACUGCGCUUCCGUGUUGUGUUAUCGUAUAUGAACAAUUAAAGGCUCAUAUGUGAUACUGUAGCUGUGUAAACCAUAAUACAUUUUUUUUUUCUUUUAAUCUUAAAGUCAUAGUGUUGAGUGUAUUUGAGUAUAUUUGCGUGCGAGGAGAAAACUGGCCUGGGUUUGUCCCAGGCAUGAAAAGGAAAGCGAACGCUAUGGGCGCAACUCUAAGCAAUGAUUCGGCUUCAAGUCGGACCGUGUCCUCCGCUCAAAAACCGUCAACGUCUUCCAAUGAAGAUUUUUUCCCUGUUCCUCUGGAGAUCCUGGAGGAGAUCUUCCUGAAUCUUCCCCCUGAUCAGGUGGUUUGUAUUUGUCGGCUGGUGUGCCAUCAAUGGAAAGAAGUGGCCGACAGUGAGUCUUUGUGGCGGGAGAGAUGUAGAAGGGAAGGAUAUCGCCUCCGCGACGCCGCCAGAAUACCCAGCGACUGGAGGUUGUUUUACUUCCUGUGCGAGAAGAGGAGGAAUCUUCUCAAGAAUCCAAGAGGAGAACAUAACAUGAAGGGCUGGCAGAUAUUGGAGAAUGGUGGCGAUAAGUGGAAAGUAGAGGGGCUCAUGGUGCCACACCCAGACGAGACAGUCCAGAAAAGCUUUGUGACCUCUUACAGCAUCUGCAAGAAGGCCCAGCUGAUCGAUUUGGAGAAGGAAGGUUACAACCCAUCAUUUAUGGAUCACUUCCAGCCAGACAUCAGAGUAUCGGAUUGGUAUGCGCCGCGAUGGGACUGUGGCAGUGAGUACCACAUCUGUGUAGAGCUGCUGAAUCACAGAAAGAGGCGCAUCCAGACCUUUGCUCCCGGGACCGUUUUCUUCGAACAGUGGAACGAUCAGAAAUGGAAUCAGAUAACCCAUGUUUUCAAGAACUAUGGACCAGGAGUAAGAUACAUCCGUUUUACCCACGGAGGCAAGGACACGCAGUUCUGGGCAGGAUGGUACGGAAUUCGUGUUACUGACAGCUGCGUUGAGAUAUGCCCGGCGGUAGACACAUAGACUCUGUGUGAUUCAUGUAAUGCCUGCUUCCUGCCUUUGCCUGAAAUUGCACAAUCAUAUUUUUCUUGUAUAAUCUGUGGUCAUUUUACGUGUUAAAGGAAUGUUUUCUUUGCGUAAAAAGCUAUAAAAAAAUUCCCAAGGCUGCACCUGGAGAAAACAAACAGUAUAUGUAGAUUGAAAAUGGUCUCUUAAGUAAAGUCAUCUAAGUCAUCUGGUCACGGAAAUUGUCAGGGACAAGUAGCUAUGUACGGCAUCAAAGCAGCUUUGAGGAACAGGCUCUUUGAAUGGUCUGUCUGGCUCCGAUGUUUAUGUUUACUUGUCAGUAUUCAUUGAAAGAUGGUGUGAUAAAGUAAUAUGAAGACAUCACUGUGUGUUGUGAUCUCAUCAUUUUUGACAGAAUGACUGCUACAUGGAUUCGUACAAGAAAAAAAAAAAAAAAAUUAAAAAGUUGACCUUUCUUAUCACACCACCGAUUCUGUCCGCACUACUCUUUGGCCCACCAGCCACAAUGGAAAUAUUCUUUGCACUGCUCUGUAAUGUUUAAGUGGUGAUGCUGAAAAUUCUUAAUUAAAACAAUUCUUCUUG